Penaeus vannamei (Pacific white shrimp) is the source of this 4805-nucleotide messenger RNA. Lineage: Eukaryota; Metazoa; Arthropoda; Malacostraca; Decapoda; Penaeidae. The record is from RefSeq and is a predicted model, not a curated record.
UUACAGGCCUAGUUAGAGGUUUAGAUAAAGGUUUACAAACAGAUAAUCGUAGCGAGGCGCGACCUUGGUGGGUCUACGUCACAGACGGGACAAUACAAGCUGGCACCGCAAAGUAGGGUGUCUCGGGGCGAAGAAAGGGUGACUAAGGCCCUGAGUCUCAGAAUCUGCUCCUUUGAUAAUGCGGAUAUAUCGUGCGGUUUUCAGACGAUGAAAUGUUUACGUUAACGACGCUUCGUGACACGUAAUGAGAUGAGGGGCAUAGAGCAUACAUAAGACGUCAAAAGAGUUUAGGGUCAUCUUGAGUAAUCCAGGACGUGCCUUUGCGGUCACGUAAUUGGAUGGCGCCAGCCCUAGAGCUCGAGGGCGAGCGGCGCUGGACGGCGGCAGUCGGCGUCGAGAAACCGAUCGCGAUGGGAGACAACGUCAGCAAGGAGGAGCUCGGGGAUAACCUGGCGGCGGCGCAGCAGGACAACGGGUUCGAGGACGAGGAGGACUUUAGUUCGGAGGAGACUGACGAGGAGGCGCACGAUCAAGAAGCCCCGGCCUCAUCGAAGGAACCCGUCGCUGCCCAGGGGAAGGAAAGCAACGACACGCUCCCGGACUUGCCCAGGAAGGGGAGUGAGAGGGCAGCGGCGGAAGAGGAAAGCAGCGCCUCCGGAUCAGACGGAAGCGAUUCCGAAAGGGAGGAAGACGGAAGUGCGUUCGGCAAAGAAGGCCGUUCGGCGGACAGUGAAAGGGCUGCUUCGGAAAUGUCGGACGACGACGCAGAGACAAUUGGGAAGGAAGACGGCUCGGCGGAGUCUGUUAGCGAUGUGAACGGAAAUUCCACGGACGCGGAGGAGGAAGGACGAAACGCUAAGGAUAAAAUGGCAAUAUCGCAAAUCCAUAAACCCGAACACAAGCUGGAAGAUGAUGAGAGUAAUGACAAAAAAGAGGUUGUGUCCGAAUCAGUCGCAGAGCCGACAGAAACAUUAGAGGAGGAAAACGGUGACCCGAAACAAGAAAUGGUAGGCAUAUCAGAUAAGUUAUUAGAAUCGGCGCACAAAGAGUUCACAUCUGAAGCCGAGGAAGAUGGGUCGGAAACCGUCGAGGAAAAAGACAGUUCGUCUGACGAAAUGAGCGAAAGGGAAGAUGGUUCGCACAGUGUUUCGGAGAGAGCCGGAGAGGCAGCCGUGUCGGAAUGCGGGCUUUCUGAUUCAGCGAUGAAGCACGUGACCGCUGAGCUUGGAGUGGCCGGGCCAGACGAAGACACCGAGCAUGUACACAAAGAGACUGCGGAGCCUCUUGAAGGGGCAGGUACCUGUACUCUGCAAGUGGAGGGUUUUGGGCGGGAAAGACAGAACUCCUUCGUGGAAGAGACUGUUGUGGAGGUUAUCAGGAAAAGCCUAGAGAGUGUUAGCGCUUUAGAAAUGAAGAUAGAGCCAGAUCCUUCUCUUGUGUCGGCUCAGGCUUCCGAGGGCGCUGUUGUUGUUGAGAGCAAAGACCUAGAGGUGAAGGGCACCAGCAGGUCGGGGGAAACUGCUGAGGAAGCGGAGGGAUUUGCACACGCCGGGGCGCUGGCGAACAUCAGAAAGGAGUCACCGGCAGUGAAAGAAGAACCUGGCGGGCAAGAGCAUGAUGAAUCAAAGCAGGAAGAAGCCACGGGUCCUGAGGCCGAUACAGUUGCAAAUGCGGAUGCUGGAAAGUGUCCAGAAAUAAUAGUGGAGGGCAUUGGCACCUCGCCAAAAAUGGGAGGUGAUCUUGAGACUUUCCUGGUUCAUGCAGACAUGUGCGAGUCUGUUUAUUACGACCGGAACGAAGCUGAGCCAGAAACUUGUCCUGAACCGGUCACUUCCUCAGUUGCCGACACCGCGGAGCACCAGGAAGAAGCACUUAUGUCAGACGCCAUGGAAACCGUAUCGCAGACACAAGCUGAGGCGACGCCGAGAGCAGCAGGGGCUGAAGAUGGGCAACAGACGCCGGGUAUCGAGAUGAGUCCACCUCCGCAUGUGCUGGAAGUUUCGAAUGUCAUCGCGUCCAGUGAUUCUGAACAAGAAAAGGAGGAAGGAGAGGACGCCUGUGGUGGCAGUGGUUCUUCAAAGGACACGGUGGAGGAGGAUGAAGCAGACACGGUGGAGGAUGUGAAGAAAGAUCAGCCUGAAGACGUCACGGUCGAGGGAAGUGAUGAAGCAGGGACUUCUGAAAGUUUUUCAUAUACUGAAGGUGAAGCAGAAUUGUCCGUUGCAAGUGAUACUGAUUCGCGAAUCGCCGUGAGUGAAGUAGAGGGUAUAAACAGUUCUACAUCAGAAGAUGGUACUAAUAAAGCAGACAUUGAAAAAGACGAAUCUGAAGCUGAACUGUCUGCGACAGACGUAACUGUAACUGAAACGGUUGGAGCCGAAGCAGUUGUUGAUAAAGUUGUUACAGCAAAAAGUGCUGACAGCUUUUCAGAUGAGCUUGUAACAGAAUCCGCAUCGGAAGUUAUUGACGAUGAAUCAGGCUUGCAAGUGAUAGAAAAAAGUCGUGUUGCUGAAACUGAAGAUAGUGCAACACCUAUCACUGUGAGUGACGAAAGUGAAAUACAAGAAUGUGUAUCCACAAGAAGCACUGAGGAUGAUUCAGAAUUGAGUGUGUCAGAUGCUACAAAAGAUGGUGUGGUAAGUGAAAUAGAAGUACCAGUUUUACUUGAGAGUGCCGAGGAGGAAACAAAAAUACCAGCUAUAGUAGAAAUAGAAAUACCAGCUACACCUGAAAGUUACGAGGCAGAAACAAUACUACUAGCCACUGCAGACAUAGAAAUACCAGCUACGCCUGAAAGUGACGAGGGAGAAACAGAAAAACUGGUUUUAGCAGUAAGUACUAAGGAAGAAACUGAACUCCCCCUCAUGACGGAUAAGAAAAUAUAUGUGCAACUCCGAGCAGAGGUCCCUGAGAGCAGAGCCGAAGUCGCUGCCGCACCAGAAUGUAUCGAGGAUGAAGCAGAGUUGUCUGGCUCAACAGACAGUAUCGAAGAAGAAACGAAGGAAUCUGUUGAUUUACAAAAAGAAGAAGUAACUCUCACAGAAAUUAGUGAGACUGCAUCAGAAACGCUUGUUCCGUCAGAUAGCACAUUAAGAGAAAAAACAGAGGAUAGUGAAGUGCAAGAGACCGAUGUUACUGAAGAGAUGACUGAGAGCGAAAGAGAGGACGUGACAGAUGUUACGGCAGAAAGCACUGAGGAUGAGAUAGCACACACUACAACGGAAGAAGAAGUAGAAUUACUUGUAACAGAAAUCGAGAAUUUGGAAGAUAAUGAAGAGAACGUUCCAUCAGAGGGUGCUGUUACAACACAGACCGGGGCAGGCGCCCAAGGAGUAGAAAUGUCUGUAGAAGAGAAAGAGGAGGAUGUGUCAACGGAGGAGCCUUUUACACCCGGAAGUAUUGAGAGUGAAAUGGGAGGAACAACAGAAGGUACGGAAAACGAAUCUGUUACAUCAGAGAGCUAUGAAGAAAUAGAAUUGCCAGUUACAACAGGAGAAGAUCAAAGAAAGUUGGCUAAUGCAACAGAAAUUUUUGAAGGCGGAAAAGAGAUCGCAUGUGUAACAGAUGUUGAUACAGAGAAGGGUGUUCCACGUGUAACAGAUAGUGUACAGGAUGAAACAGAAGUCCCAGCUGAAUGUUUCGCGGAAAUCCCUGAAAUAACUAUUACAACAGAAAGUACCGAGGAAUCGUCAGAAAUUUCUGUCCAAACUAGUAGUGAGGAUUCAUCAGAAAUUCCUCGAGCACCAGAGAGUGGCGAAGUAUCAGAAAUAUCUGUUGUAGCAGAAAGUGUAGAGGACGCAUCAGAAAUAUCUGUUGAAGAAGAGAGAUCAGAGGACGCAUCAGAAGUAUCUGUUGCAGCAGAAAGUGUAGAGGACGCAUCAGAAAUAUCUGUUGAAGAAGAGAGAUCAGAGGACGCAUCAAAAGUAUCUGUUGCAGCAGAAAGUGCAGAGGAAGUAUCAGAAAUAUCUGUUGCAACAGAAAGUGCAGAGGAAAUAUCAGAAAUAUCUGUUGCAACGGAAAGUGCAGAGGACGUAUCAGAAAUAUCUGUCACUACAGACAGCGCUGAAGAAGUAUCAGAGGUGUCAGUUGCUACAGAGAGUGCAGAGGAAGUCUCAGAACUCUCAGGGCCAUCAGAAAGCGCCGAAGAAACGUCAGAAAUGUCUGCAGCCUCAGAAAGCCCUGAGGGGGUAUCAGAAUUGUCAGUUAUAUUAGAGAGUACCGAGGAGCCGUCGGAAGUGUCUCAGGCAGCGGAGAGUGUCGAAGGAACGGCAGAGGCUUCUGUUGCAGCAGAAAGCAUCCGAGACACAGCAGCUGCAACAGAGAGCGCCGUGCUAGAGAUCAGAGAGCACGAGGCUGAAGUGUGUGCGGCAGGGAAGGGUGCCGAGGGAGAGUCAAAAAUACCUGUUGCAGCCGAAGGAAUUUGUGAGCAGGGCGAGGGAAAAUCGCAGUCGGAAGUCGGGGAUCAAGUCCAUGAGAAAGCGUCGUUACCCAGCGGUGAGCAGCCUUUCGUUUUGGUUUCGGUUCUGACCUUUUCUGACCUUGCCGCAUUCGGGUCGUCGCUCCGGGCGUAACCUUGCCUUACUCUUGCAAUGAAUGCUAGGUAAGUGGCAUUAUUCUCGCUUGAUUGAGCUACGUUGAUUAAAUGAUGCAGCCUUCAUUGUCGACAAGACCUGAGUAUGUGCAGAAAGGUCACACUUUGUGUAAAGUGUGUGUGUACUUGAUUCGGUUUGCUCGAGUGAUGUAGAAGUGUCAAGGCAUUUCUAUAUGUGCAGGUGGUGUAUUGGUGAGCAUGGUAGUUGUGAAGC